Macroventuria anomochaeta is the source of this 2507-nucleotide messenger RNA. RefSeq lists its product as uncharacterized. The transcript has a single exon. Lineage: Eukaryota; Fungi; Ascomycota; Dothideomycetes; Pleosporales; Didymellaceae. The record is from RefSeq and is a predicted model, not a curated record. Gene Ontology annotation, cellular component: membrane. The coding region runs from base 291 to 2399 and encodes 702 amino acids.
GUGCUACUAAAUUGGUGUACUGGUCGCAGAUGACGAAUGGGUCCAAGAUGUCGAGCACAACCAACAUGUUGAGCUGCUAAACUUUGUUCGAUGUUUGUAGGGCUCGGAGAAGUCUGUCAGCUAAAGUGAAGAGCUUGGAGGUAAUCGGAGAAUGUCUUCAAGGUAGCAGCAUACAGCGCGCCUCCCUUCCGAAACUCCCGGCGUGCUUCAUCAGCUGUUCGUCCGAAGAAACGCGUCUUCACCCAGGCACCGAUAACUAUUCUUCCUCCCUCACAUAGCACCCACCCACCAUGGCGACGACGAUAUAUGCCGACGGCCCCUCGUAUACAACGACGUCCUCGGCCGCGGGCUCGACAGCCUUCUUCGUCCUCUCCCUACUCUCGAUAUGCGGUCUUGUGCUGCUCCUGUUGCGCUACUACCUCCCUCUCCGCACAACGCCCGCACACGUUACCGUCCCUGUCUUCCUCGCCAUCGCGUUACCCGCUAGUAUUGUCGUACUGCUCCCCAUCGAUCUCGCGAGCAGCGCAGGGACGGACACAGACGGGGCAAGGGGCAUCUGGCUGAACGACACAGUCGUGUACAAGUCAUGGCGCAUUGUAUACUGGCUUACGUUCGCGCUCACGUGGGCGAUUCUGCCGCUGCUGGGCGAGUACUGCGACUCUGGAUACCGUGCGCCUAAGGCGAGGGUGCUGUAUGCGCUGAGGAGCAAUGGACGGUACUGGGCUAUCAUGCUGGGGUGUGGUAUCGUGGGGUCCAUAUAUUUGAUCUGGUACAAUGGGUUCGAGCUCGACACGUUCAAGUCGCUAGCCAUGGCACUGGCGUACACCUGGGGCCUGAUACUGGGUGUUUACCUCAUGGGACAUGGGCUGGUGGCAUUCCCAAGGAGCUUAUUCAGGUAUGCGAGUAUCAGCGGGCGGCUCAAGAAGAUCCAGGGACAAGCGCCGAAGGUUCAUGAGAAGUUGGUUGAAGCGCUGGAGAAGCUUGACCAGUAUGAGCAUCAGGUGGUGCAGCUCAAGCAGAGGAACAGCGGCACCGCAAGAGAGUUUCGAGGAUGGAUCGACGAGCUGGCAGAGAAAGGCAGUUUGCCAGAGAGCAGAGCUGGCAGCGUGGGGCGCUCAAGCGCAACGAAAAUACCACCCGUUAUCACAGAACGCUACCUAGCAGACCUUACGCGGCGCUUAAAGCGAGCGCGCCAUGCCAAAAACCGCUUCGAAAACGAGUGGGACAUAAUCAUCCGCAAAGCCAUCCGCACCCAAGCCAUCCUCGACUCAAAAGGCUCCCAACGCCUCGAAUUCAAACCCUCCGCCUACCCAUCCCCGCAACACUGGCACUCCCGCCUCACCCUCCUCACACCAUACACGCGCUACCACCUGCACGUCCACAUCAUCCCCGCCCUAACCUACUUCACCUGGUUCGUCACAAUCCUGGCCUCCAUAAGCAUAGUCUGGUCGGAAUGCGUGCGCGAAAUCCAAGAAAUCGGCGGCCACAAACUGUCCAUCAUCGGCUGGACCGUCGUGCACCGUCAGUCCUCGUCGCGCUCGCAGAUCGGUUUCGGAGGGCAGAUUAUUGCUGCGGCGUGGUUGUGCUAUAUGUGUAUAUGCGCGUUCUACUCGCUCACUGAAGUCAAGAUCUGGGGAAAUCGCGCGCUCGUAAGGCGGAAUACGUACCAGGAAUCCGCUACCUGGUACGGCUUGCAGGUCGCCAAGCUCACAGUCCCGUUAUCUUAUAAUUUCUUGACGAUGACGGAUAAGCCGAUCUGGGGCGAGACGAUGUUCCACAAGUUCCUCGGCCGGCUUAUCGAUCUCUCACCGCUGGGCAAGAACUUCUCAGCCUUCUUCCCGAUUUUCAUCCUCGUGCCUGUGUUCGCCACCGCGUUCGGGCUGUACGGCAAGAUCCGCAAUAUCUGCGGGUUUGGCGAUCUUCUCGAGGACGAAGAAGAUGAGGCAGGCGCGUAUGCGGCAAGUGGCUCCUGGCGCGAAGGCAGGGCACUGAUUGAGCGUGAAAUCCAAGGCUCGAGCGGCAAUGUCCUUGGGCUCAGCAGUCGAAGCGGCGCCUCCCCCUCUCCACCCAGUGAACCCUACACCGAUAACCCAGCGCUGUCAGCGGGUGAACCGAGCAGUAUCGCAGACACCACAUCUAACGCGCCGGCGCCUCGCACACGGCCUGAAAGACGCAGACCUGUUAUCGAGGACGAUGAGGAUACGGGCAACUUUUUCGAGAACUUCGCCAAUCGCGUCAAGGUUACGUUUGAGGCUACGGACUUCACCAUCUCCCGUCCCGCGUGGAUGGGCGGGGACGACGAAGUCGACGCCGGCAGACGAGCACGAGGGACGGAUCGAAGAGAAGGGCUCAUGAGUCUUUUUGGUGGGAGGGCUGAGGAGGGGAGGGUGAGGCUCUAAUCUUAGCGAUGGGCUUGGUGUUGAGGUGGAUCUGCAUUGCAUUGCGUGGACAUGGCGUUUUGGGUGUUUUUAAAUGAACACCGAUGGAGGAUUCGAUAAACUAGACUU